AUGGAGGACAGCUUCAGGGUUCGCGCAGAUAAAGUGUUUGGCACCCUGGGCAGCCGGAAUACGUUGUCGUCUCUGGACGAGAGUUCUUCCUUGUGGUGCCUCGGGGACGAAGAAAUCGAGAGGAGAGAGUGGAAACGCAGCAGCAAGGAUAAAUACGCUGGAAAAGAUGAAGAUGGCGGCGCUCCGCCCGUUUUUCAGAAAACACUCGGUUUAGAUACUGAGGAUCUGAGUGAUUACGAAGAAGAUGAAACGGAGGACGAUGGGGAGAUUGAUGGUGGUAAGAAAAAAAGGCCUCGGAACAAUAUCACUUGUGCUGAAGCUAGUCAUGAUGACUAUUUUGAUGUUCAAUUAAAUAUUGGUCGCGAUUGCACUCUUGAUUAUGAGGAAGAGGAAGACCAAUAUGAUAAACUGGCGGUUGGCAUGGAGCAGGCCGGUGACCGCCUGUACAUGAGGGACGUGAAAUUUGCUGAUUACAAAUCUCACGAACUUUCUGAAUACAGUGUGAUUCCGGGCUUGUUCCAGGCUGUCGUGAAGGAUCCCCGCGCAAAUCAUGAGGCUGCCAAGAUGAGGCUCAAUGAAGACGCCGAAGACGCCAGCAAGUUUAGCACUUCACAGCCAUCUAAUAGUUUGGCCCCAACAAUAGAAGAGAUUGAAGAUCUUAAACAACAAAGUGAAUCAGGCUGUGAUAAUCAUGAUAAUAAUAAUACCAAAUCGAUCCUCAAAAGAAGAGAGAAUCCGCAUGACUGCCGGUCAGACAAACGUGUCAGGUUUGCAUUUGACGUUAAAAGCUCUAUCCAGGCUCCUGAAGACCAACAGUCAUCAGAGCAUUUUGAGGCCAAGGAUUAUCCACAGGCAUCCAAUCCUUCUAUGUGUGUGCCCGAUUAUCUCAGGAACCCUUCCAAGUACACGCGAUAUUCGUUUGACUCAUCUGAUGAUAUGGACGACCAGUCUAACCAGAAAGCGUACUCAGACCUUUUUGAUACCUUGAGGAGAAGAGAUGUGGGGCCACAAAUGGACAAUAUGCUCGUUGAGACUCCAAAAACUGUGGUGUUUGCACCGAGGAGGAAAAAGGGGGAGAAAGGUUCUGGCGGGACGAGGAUUGAGAGCGAGAAUAGCACGGGAGAUGAUAAUGUUAGGAGCAAGAGGUGGUCGGUUGGUGUGACGGCAGAGAAUGAUCAGGAGGGCGAGGUGUGUGCUAUGGAAGAGGAUGAGCCUUGCAGGGCGGCUGAGAAAGGGGGAAGCUCAGGCAAACUCUGCAGACAAUAUCGGGCAAAGGCUAGUGUUGAUAUCGAUGACGACUUGAAUUGA
Messenger RNA from Striga hermonthica, 1308 nucleotides. NCBI's taxonomy places the organism in Eukaryota, Viridiplantae, Streptophyta, Magnoliopsida, Lamiales, Orobanchaceae. The record is from the annotation of a GenBank genome assembly.